AGAUGGCGUCGACGCACGGCUAAAAAAACGCAAAGAGGGACAUUUUUCUCAGAUAGAAAAACAGACCUCAAUUUCACGAAAAGCGGAUAGCAAGGAAUUGGUUCGGAGAGCAAUUGGUGGGUGGGGUGUUAGUUUUUGUUGUCCCCCCUAUCAUCAUAACUAUUGGGGAAGUGGAGUGUGGAUAUGCCAAAGCCAAAACACAACUUUACUCGGCACAUGCGUUAUUCUCACUGUGCGAGGAAACCGGGAACGGGAGCCGGGUCCAAGGCCAAAAUGCAAAUCUACUCAAACAGGAACGCAAACCAAUCGAAUCGAAUCGUCCAAGACGCGGUCAAUUGCAUUGCCUUGCCCGCGGGUAUCAUUGUCGAUCCAUCGCCCCUCUCCCGUCCGCGCCUCCAUCUUUCUUCUCCUCCUUCUCUUCGUCCCCGAACCUUAUUUAUGCCCCCGGCGGCCGCGGCCGCGGCCUCCCUCCCCUGACGGACGGAGAAAAGAUCCCGAGCACCUGCACCACCACCAGCACCACCUCCGCCGACCAACUUCCCAUUUCGAAGAAGCCCACCCGAGCCUAAACAAACCGAAAAGGAAAGAAGGAAAGGCGGGCGGCAGGUGCGUGCGUCGGCGUCGGCCGCGAGAAUUUAGCACCCGCCGCGCCCGUGCCGAGGGAGAUGAGAUGAGAUGAGAUGGGCAUGAGGUGCUGCAAGAGGCACCCGUCGCAGGCCGGCGGCGGCGUCUGCGCCACGUGCCUGCGGGACCGCCUGCUCGUGCUCGCCGCCGCGCAGAACGACGCCUCGUCGCCGUCCACUCCUCCGCCCGCCGCUCACCCUCCGGCCGCGGCCCCGGCCCCGGCGUUCCCAAGGUCCGUGUCGCCCUACGUGUCCCGCAGGAAGUCCGACUCCUCGGGCGGCGCGCUCAGGCACCACCACCCGAGCCUGCUCUUCUUCCGGACGCCGCAGGUCGGCCCAGCCUACGGCGGCAGCGCCCCGCUCGAGGAAGGCGACAUCGGGUACCACAAGCCGCGCGCCGGCAAGUUCUCCCUGCUCUCCACGCUCUUCGGGAACCACCACCACCGCCACCACGGGUCGGAGGACAAGGACACAGCCAAGGAGCGCAAGAAGAGCCGUUCUUGGCUCGUCGGGAUCAUCCCGCGCCGUCGCAAAAAACAGGUACCGGCCGACGCCGUGCUACCCGCGUCGCCGCCGCCCAGGCGCUCCUGCCGCGUGGUCAGCAACCGGGGGCUGUCGCCGGAGAGGGGCAGUCAGGGCAGCGGCGAGGAGAGCAGCUCGCCCGCUGAACCCGCGUGGCGGCCGUCACCUUCCCCGAUGCGGAGGACCCCGUGCCGGCGCCGCCAGACCAACAGCAUGCCUUCGGGACUGGCCGUCUGCCUCAGCCCGCUGGUGCGGCCAAGCCCCGGGCGCCGCCACCGCGCCGCGCAGCCGCCGGACCCCGGCUCCUUCUCCUCCGAGCUGCGGCCGUCGCCGCUCCACAGCGCCGCCUCCGUUGGCCGCUGCCGCUCCAGGAAGCUCGCCGACGGCGGUCGCUUCCGGUGAUCUCUUCUUUUUUCUUUCUUCUCCUUGAAUUUUCUUUAGUCUUCCUUCAUCACCCGAUCCCAAUUACUACCACCCUUAGCUUUCUGUGGAUAUUUUUAUUGUUUACAUCUUGUCCAUUUGUGAAGAUGAGUCCGUGAGAUUUCAUACUCGGAGAACACUCCGUUGACAUAUAUACUACAACCACUAGGUUAUUACUCC
Hordeum vulgare subsp. vulgare (domesticated barley) is the source of this 1745-nucleotide messenger RNA. RefSeq lists its product as uncharacterized. The record is from RefSeq and is a predicted model, not a curated record. Lineage: Eukaryota; Viridiplantae; Streptophyta; Magnoliopsida; Poales; Poaceae. The transcript has a single exon. Bases 681 to 1547 code for a protein of 288 amino acids.